UGCCUGCAAAAGUAGGAAAUUUGUUUUGCUAAAAAGAAAGAUAAAAAUGGUAAAGUGGGGAAUGAGACAAAUGACGAAUGUGUCGUCUCGCAUAUAAUUAGGCUUGCGUCUAUAAAUAAAACAUAUGAUAUUGGAAUUACAAUAAUAAAGAGAAAAAAGGGGUUUGCUUUAAAGUUUUAAAAGCAAAAGUAGUAGGUGGUUUGUUUUCGUGGGAUUGAAUCGCGCGUUCUAACUAGUCCAAGUACUGUGCGUGUGAACCUCAACUCCCUAGAAAUCUUAUAAAAAGAAGUGUAACGCCCAGACUCUUAGCAGAAUUAACCUAAGGAGUAAGGACUAAGUAAGGGGGAGAGAGAGAGAGAGAGAGAGAUGGAGUGGAGGUCGUGUUAUCUGGACAUGGUUUUGGUGCCACUAGGCUUUCUGAUGAGCAUAGCUUAUCAUUGCUGGUUAUGGCAUAAGGUUCGGACUCAGCCCCUUACUACCAUCAUCGGAACCAAUGCCAGUGGAAGACGCUUCUGGGUCUCCGCCAUGAUGAAGGACAACGACAAGAAGAACAUCCUGGCUGUCCAAACGCUUCGAAACACCAUAAUGGGAUCAACGUUAAUGGCUACAACGUCCAUCCUGCUGUGUGCUGGCCUAGCAGCCGUCAUCAGCAGCACUUACAGCGUCAAAAAGCCACUCAACGAUUCCAUUUUCGGAGCUCACGGGGAAUUCAUGGUGGCACUCAAAUAUGUCACAAUCCUAUGCAUUUUUCUCUUCUCCUUUUUCUGCCAUUCUUUAUCUAUCAGGUUCAUAAGCCAAGUGAACAUCCUUAUCAACACUCCCCAAGAACCCGCCUUCAUCGUCACUCCAGACUACGUGUCGGAGCUGCUGGAAAAGGGGUUCCUCUUGAACACUGUAGGCAACAGGCUCUUCUACGCUGCAUUGCCUCUCCUGCUAUGGAUCUUUGGCCCGGUGCUUGCGUUCUUGUGCUCCGUCACUAUGGUCCCUGUGCUUUACAACCUUGACUUUGUAUUUGCGUUUAGGAGUGGCAUCAAGCAGCAGGGGAAGGCAGAUCAAGUACUGAAUGGAUGUAGGGACUGCGAAUCAGUGUAA
Molecule: messenger RNA, 1092 nt
Organism: Durio zibethinus
Lineage: Eukaryota; Viridiplantae; Streptophyta; Magnoliopsida; Malvales; Malvaceae
Source: RefSeq, a predicted model, not a curated record